Messenger RNA from Neltuma alba, 2495 nucleotides. Its product is annotated as serine/threonine-protein kinase BSK3. The record is from RefSeq and is a predicted model, not a curated record. Gene Ontology annotation, molecular function: protein binding; protein kinase activity; ATP binding. NCBI's taxonomy places the organism in Eukaryota, Viridiplantae, Streptophyta, Magnoliopsida, Fabales, Fabaceae. The transcript is spliced from 11 exons. Bases 572 to 2047 code for a protein of 491 amino acids. Gene Ontology annotation, biological process: brassinosteroid mediated signaling pathway; protein phosphorylation.
AUUGUAAUUCAUGUAAUAUAUAAUAUUUAUAUUUUACUUGAUCUUUGUAAAUCGAAGGAGGUGAAGAAUUGUUUCGGGUUUUGGAAAUAUUGAUUUUCAGAGAAGAGAGAGAUCAGGGGCUUUGAUUGGAUCAAGGAAGAGACUUGAACUUGCGGAUUACGAACGAGGUUUAGGACAGAAAAUGUGGAUCUUGUAAAGGCAUUGAUUCGAUCGAGAAAGAGGAAAAUAAGAAAAGGUGAUUACACAUUUUAUCUGCUCAAGGUGGAUCAACUUUUUGCUUUGCUGUUGGAGAAGAAAGAAGAAGCUUAAAGACGAAGUGGCUUUUUCGGGGUUUCUGGCUCCAGUAUGUGUUAGUGGACAAUAUAGCAGCUGCAUACUUGCUCAAGCUUUGGAUAUUCUGUGACCAAUCAUCGAAGCCCAUUAUUGAGGUGUCCUGUACUAGCACUUGAGGUUUAUAGACUCCAACUUGAGCUGGACUGGGCACUAGCACUUCUGAUUAUAUUCAAGGAAGUUACAUCUUUGAAAGUGGAAGAUACUUUUAUAACUUCUGAUCUAACUUUGGCACAAGAAAAUGGGAAUUCAGUGCUCCACACUCAUUCCAUGUUGUGUGAAUUCACAAGUAAAGGCAUCUGCUCUUGAAGCUCUUGAUGCCGUUAACGAGGAUACAAGCGACACCAGGAACUGGCCUGCAUUCCGUGAAUAUACAUUUGAGCAGCUUAAGAAUGCAACAUCUGGUUUUGCUGUGGAGAAUAUUGUAUCUGAACAUGGGGAGAAGGCUCCAAAUGUUGUUUAUAAAGGGAAGCUGGAGAAUCAAACGAGAAUUGCUGUUAAGCGUUUCAAUAGAAAUGCUUGGCCUGAUGCCCGGCAAUUUUUGGAGGAAGCAAGAUCAGUUGGUCAGCUCCGCAACCAAAGAUUGGCAAAUUUGCUUGGUUGUUGUUGUGAAUGUGAUGAGAGGUUGCUUGUGGCUGAAUAUAUGCCAAACGAAACACUUGCCAAACACCUCUUUCAUUGGGAAACACAACCUAUGAAGUGGGCAAUGCGACUGAGAGUCGUUCUAUAUAUUGCACAAGCUCUAGAAUACUGCACAAGUAAAGGGCGUGCACUCUAUCAUGACCUUAAUGCAUAUAGGGUUCUUUUUGAUGAGGACGGUAAUCCUAGGCUUUCGAGUUUUGGUCUUAUGAAGAAUAGUAGGGAUGGGAAGAGUUAUAGCACGAAUUUGGCCUUUACCCCACCAGAGUAUCUGAGAACUGGGAGGGUGACACCGGAAAGUGUAAUUUAUAGCUUUGGCACUCUUUUGCUUGAUCUUCUUAGUGGAAAGCAUAUCCCCCCAAGCCAUGCCCUCGACUUGAUUCGGGACAGAAAUCUUCAGAUGCUGACAGACUCUUGUUUGGAAGGACAGUUUUCUAAUGGUGACGGAACUGAGUUGGUACGGUUGGCAUCUCGAUGCUUACAGUAUGAACCUAGGGAACGGCCGAAUUCCAAGUCAUUGAUGGCUGCACUGGCACCGCUUCAGAAAGAAACCGAGGUUCCUUCACAUGUCUUGAUGGGUAUUCCGCACAGCGCUACUUUUGCUUCGUUGUCUCCACUUGGUGAAGCAUGCUCAAGAAAAGACUUGACCGCUAUUCAUGAAGUUCUGGAAAAUAUUGGCUAUAAAGAUGAUGAAGGAGUGACAAACGAGUUAUCAUUCCAUAUGUGGACUGAUCAAAUGCAGGACACGCUAAAUUGUAAGAAAAAGGGAGAUGCUGCUUUCCGGCAGAAAGAUUUUCGACUUGCUAUUGAGUGUUACACCCAGUUCAUUGAUGCUGGAACAAUGAUUUCUCCAACAGUCUAUGCACGGCGCAGUUUAUGUUAUCUCAUCAGUGACAUGCCUCAAGAAGCUCUGAAUGAUGCAAUGCAAGCACAAAUCAUCUCUCCCGUAUGGCAUAUUGCAUCUUAUCUUCAAUCAGUGGCUCUCGCCAAGAUCGGGAUGGAGAGUGAAGCCCAAGUAGCACUUAAAGAAGGCACAGCACUGGAAGCCAAGCGAAAUGCAGCUGGUGGACCAAAGUGAGGAGCCUGUACAGAGAAUUUAUUGCUGGUUAUAUUCUGCAUCAUGACCGCCCACCAUACAAUUGGCUACAAGUUUUUGGUGGGCAAUGCAGGAGUUUCAUCCGCAAGAAGAGUUCAUAUUUGUGAGAGCGAAGCAUGUGUUUGAAGAAAUCUUCACAUAAGCAGUGGUUGAAUGAGUGAUGGUGAAUACAGCCCUUAAAGGGGUGGUGGCAUUUGAUGGUUUGUAAAAGCACCACUUCGGUUCUUUUGAUGGUUUGAUUGAUUGUGCAUGAAACUAAAGCAUUUUUUCACCUGUAAAAGAAAAUCGAAAUGCAUGGAAACCGUUUAAGUUCUUUCAUUCAGUUUUGUAAUUGGCUUUCGAUUGCCAAACAAGAUUUGCUUUUCCCUGAUGGAUCCUCAUGUAAUUUGCUUCUGUUUAUAUGUUCAUUUGCGUUUUCGUUCCCAAAAAA